AUGCGAUUGUACAUACUUGUAUCUUACGACAAAAAGAUUCUAUUGAAAGUCGUCAAAAAAAAAAUCAACGAAAAACAAAAAAAAUUAGAUGAAGAUUUAAAAAACAAAACAAUUGAUGAAACAACAGCUGAACAAAAAACUGAAGAAAUUGCAGGAUUAGUUAUUAUACAAUCAGGUCAAGAAGCGUUUCUUACACUCCUUCAAUCUGAAAAAGAUUCGAAAAUAAAACGAUUGGAUAAAAAUAAAGAAAAUGCGAUCCAUGAUUAUGAUGAACCAGCUGGUAAUUUAGCAAAUACUACACAUCAUCAUCAAUAUGAUGCUCAUGAAAAAUGA
Molecule: messenger RNA, 333 nt
Organism: Rotaria sp. Silwood2
Lineage: Eukaryota; Metazoa; Rotifera; Eurotatoria; Philodinida; Philodinidae
Source: the annotation of a GenBank genome assembly